ACAACAAUGAAGACGGCUGUAUUGUUUCUGGCGUUGAUGCCAUUCGUGUUCUCGGCUCAUGUUGUGCAGGACAGAUUCAUCGAGUCUCUACUCGGCGGAUACGAUAUCCUAGAUUUGGCCAAGCAGCUCCUUAGUCAGUUUGGUACUGACGAAACCGAGCAACAAUGUGAAACCGAGUUAUGCCCUCCUCUCCUCGACAAAAUUGACGGACACAACCCCCUCAUUACAGGCCUUGUGUGCGCUGCUGUCUGCAAAGAGGCUCAAGUUCUUGCCAGCACCUUCGUUCCACAACAGGGAGGCAAAUAGAGAUCCACAUCACCAGCUCGGCAAAUCGAUUUCAAUGUGUCUAUGAUCACACUUUACA
Mya arenaria is the source of this 364-nucleotide messenger RNA. RefSeq lists its product as uncharacterized. The record is from RefSeq and is a predicted model, not a curated record. The coding region runs from base 7 to 306 and encodes 99 amino acids. The transcript is spliced from 3 exons. Lineage: Eukaryota; Metazoa; Mollusca; Bivalvia; Myida; Myidae.